ACUGAGCACUCACACUUCUGUCUCUGCAGCAGAUCAUAGUUUGGCUCAGAUUCAGAAACACUGAUACUGUGCGUGUGUGUGUGUGUGUUUAUAAAAGUGUGUGUCUGUGUCCUUGCCAGGGUGAAGCCAGACAGAGCAGCUCGACACACAGCGCCACAGAUAUGAAUCACCUACUGGUAACUACGCUCUUUAUUUCCUCUUCUUUCUUUCUGUUUUCUCUGUUUGUGUCUCUGAAGCUUUAGGGCAGACCUCAGGGAGAAAAGACAUCAAUCAGGUGGAUUUAAAACAGAAUCAAGUGUGUUUGUAAAUGAGGAGAGCAGGGCCUGACCUUUGCACCGUGUAGGACAGAAGUGUUCAAACUGUAUGUGUGUGACUGUAGGAAGCUGAUCUUGAUCUUUAUCUUGGUGAGUGUUAGCAUGUAUGUUAGCAUAUGUGUGUGGAGUCAUGUGAGGUAAAGAGCUGAUCUAUAUUUACCAUCUGAGUCACCUCGAGUGACCUGCUGCUCGGUCACUGCACACUCUCCCUCUGCUUUCACCUGAUCUUUAGCUUUACCUGCGCAGCAUGUUAGCAGAACAAUGCAGGCCUGCACGUACACACACACACACACACACACACACACACACACACACACACCUGUUAACUUAAGUCGCUCAUGGACACUUAUGUUCAAAUAUUUUUAUCCCAACCUGACCCUGGCUACUUUUUGGCUAACUUGUUAGCAUGUCCCGGCCUGUUGAUCAGCAGUUAUAUUGAAAAGUCCUUAACUCAAAUAUAAAACUUCAGAACAAGUUAAACCAGUGGCUAACCGAUCCGGUUUGAGGGGCAGGAGGCAGUCUGCAGGUUACAGAGAUGAAACAGUUUUCCAAACUCUUAAUUCUCUCAGUGUGGGAUUCAUUUAAACACAUUCAUGUUUAUAUAAUAUGAGAGAGAGGACAAAUUAACAGGGACACUUUUACAUUAUCCCAUGGAAGAACAUGCAGGGGGAAUUAUUCAAUUGUUUUUUUGCAAUUAUAGGACAUCCAGAGGACAAUCUUUAAUGAUUUAUAUCCCCAUAGGUCACCCAGAGGGCUGUGUUUGCAUAUUAGAUGAACUGGAGGUACAUCUAGGGGACAAUAUUUUUAUAUUUCGUAAAUUGAACAAUCCUUUUGUCCCACUGGAGGCCACCUGGGGGGCAUUUUUCAACACCAUGUGGUUACUGCUUUUAUAAAAUAUUGAUUAGAAGAGAACAUGACUGAACAUUGCAGUAAAGUACUUUAAUUUCAGACAUGUGACUCUUUGACUUGUAACCUACUGAUCUUUGACUGUAUUGAUUUUAGUUUAAAGAGAAAUCAUGGUGAUACUCAUAAUCUCAGCCCUUAGCUCUUUUUGUUACAGAGGUUUACAACAAGAUGAACAUUAAAACAGGAGAAAUGUACAUUAAUGGGACAGUCAACAAAAAAAACAAGGAAGUGGUAACUCUUGAAAAGUAUUUCCUUUUCUUUUUAUCGACACAACAUCCAAGUGCAUUUCACAGCUAAUGGUACGCUUAGGAAACCUUGUUUACUCUGGGAUCAGAUGACAGAUUUGACCUCUUUAUUCUUGUGUGUGGUUUCCCAAACUCACAUAAACUUUAAGUGAAAACAGGGCAGGAAGCUUUUACUCCCAAGUCUUCAUUUAGAUGUUUGUGUGAGAGACAAAACGAAGACAUAUGUUUCAGAGAAGUGAGGAGAGGAUCCAAGAAGACCUGACUGCAAACCCACAGGGACCCACAACAGACUGGUUGGCACACUUUGGCCUCAUAAAACACACACACACACACACACACACACACACACACACACACACACACACACACACACACACACACACACACACACACACACACACACACACAUAUCAGACUGAGCGGCUUCUUCUCUCUGCCUCCUCAUUGGUGGAAGUGUCACAUUCUGAGGCUGUGAUUGGUUGUCAGUUGUGUCGGUCCCGCCCUCAGCGGCCCAGUGUGACCUUGGUGGACAGUAUUAAAGUCAUGCAGCUUUCUUAAAGGGACAGACAGCAGCUGCAUGACAGGUUUCAUUUUUAGAGUAGAAACACCUUCAUCAGAAAGCAGAAGCAGUCCCUCUGCCCUGCACCUGUCCUGAUUUUUAUAGUCUGAAACAAAAACCUCAGAGUCUGAAGUGAAAAUGUCAUGAGGUCACUUCCACUACCUUACACAAGGUAGGAAGCGACCGCAGCCACAGCACACCCUCAGAGGGUAAUUCCUGCUUUUUUUUUUUAUAUAUAACCUGGGCUGUAGUUUUCAUAAAUAUUUCCAGGGUCUAAAAUCAGUAAGAGGAGAAUAUAAAUAUUUGCAUGCUUUGUAGAGCUCCUUUAACCUGCAGUUGGGACACGGUCUAAGGAAAAGAUCUUGUUUUAUCGUUUAAACAUGUGAAAAGCUAAAGAAGUGCAACAACUUCGUGCUUCCGUUCAAAACCAUUACAAUCUCUGGACAAAUAUGUACAGCCUUACAGCCUGCACAUACAGCUAAUACUCAUUUAUGGGUAUGAUGGGCUGGUGUCCCAGUUCAUUCCUAGCACAGGUCUUGGGUUCUGAUUGGAUUUGUACUACAAUUGUUUACAGAAUAUAAGGGUCACAUUCAGGAAGAAAAACAAAGCUGCCAGCAGUGAUGAAGAGCCCUCAGAAUCUUGUAAAGGUUGGGUUAUCUCAGCGGAGUGCUCUCACUGUGAUCCAAAAGUCUGUAGAUCUGAUUAAGUCAGAACCGUCAGCAUUCAUGUUCAAUUUAAAGCAAAGUCUAGCGAUGGCUUUUACCAGAAGGUGGAGCCAAGGUUUUAAAAAGGCUCUAGUUCUCAAGAAUCUUCUGGACAAUGUCAAUAAAUGCGUAGAGAUAAAAUUUUAUUCAAGUGUGUUCUACAGGUGGCAGUGCUACCUUGACAAAACUGUUAAUGUAGACGAGUUCAGACUGGGACAACUAUCAAACUGUGACAUUUGACCAUGUAUUCCCACGGAUAUUUCAUGGAUAUGAAAUAUGAAAUCGAUCAAGCGCUGGAUGAGGAAGUUACAGUAACUUCCUGUAAAACAACGCUGUCUUUUUUUCUGCACAUGCUCAGUAAGCUUUUUUUUUUUAAUUUAAUUUAUUUUAUUUUUUUUAACACAGAUAACUUGUUCAAAACAGAAUUAGGACUUUUUUGUCUGCCCAGCUGUGAUGUUCUGCUGUCUGUGCUGCAGACAGUGCAGAGAGAACUGUAGAUUAUGAGGAUUAGAUGUGCUCUGUUGGAUACACUCAAGAAACAGUUUCCUGAAGAAGAGUGCACAUGCAGAUUGAACAAACUACCAGACAAGGGAGCUUGCAGACGGACAAGUGCAUGGACAAACAAAUGUUACCGUGCCUCAUCCUCCCAAUGUUCUAAUAAAUCAGUGUAAUUUUCUUUUUUUCCAGAAAGUUCCCGUUCUGGCCAGACGGGCCUUCAGCAGCUCAGCCAGACAGCUGAAGAAUAAAGUCCCAGAGGCUCAGAAAAUCUUCCAGGUAAGACAGCCCAAAUUAAGCAGCAGGAUCAUGAUAUCUGAGGGAGGUAGACAUGACACGACCAUGAGAACGACUCACUCUCAUCACUUCUCAGAUUUCUGCAUGUCAAGUAAAUCUGUGUGGGGGGUGAUAAGGUCUGAGCCUAGAGUCUGAAUACAAACCAUGUUCUAUCUGAAACUGAGUUAUGCAAGAGAGUUCAUUGUAGUAGAAGACUUUAUGUUGUUUCUAUGGUUACAGGAGGAUAACGGCUUGCCAGUCCACAUCAAGGGAGGAACCUUCGAUGUCGUGUUGUACAGAGCAACCAUGAUGCUGACUGCAGCAGGUAACAUGGCAGCAGCUUAAAUAACUGACAGAGACCUGUCAGGAGGACGCUGCAGUAGACAAAGCUGCAGAGUAUAAGGCACUGAUGGUACUGCUGCAGGAAACACAUCUGCACAUCAUAAUGCUGCAGAUUAUAUCAUUGUAGGUAAAAUCGUUACAGACCACGAUAACGCAGGUCAGUUAUGAAGAUGUUGAUCUUAAAGGUGCAGGUUAGCUAUUGGGGGAAAAAGCUGCAGGUAAAAGUAGGUGACUUCAGGUGACUUAACCGAGGUAAAAUAGCUGCAGACUUUAAAAGUAAGAAGAUGAUAUAAAUGCAGAUAGCUUCACUGCAAGUUCAAAGCUGCAGGUUACACUGGUGCAGGUGGUGCAAAAAUCUUAGCAGGCAGCAUAGGUGCAGGUUUUAUAUUUGGUUAUAAAACCAACUUGAACCCUCUGCGUAUGAGUCAUCAGUUUGUGACCUGCUCUGAAAACAAACAGCUCAGUAAAGACUCUCUCUGUGACACAUGCAGCACUUUCUGGUCAAACCUGUUUCCUUUAUGAAAGGACAAAGUUAGGCUCCUAGAGGAUGUUCAGUGAAAAGAGUGUCAACCUCUCUUGCCAACAUGAGCGCUGCCUACCAAACACGUGUAAAAGUAAACUCAAAACUAAAACCUGCAUGAAUUACUGAAAUCUCGAUUCCUCUUAUGUCUUUGUAUCUCUGCAGGAACAUGUUACUCUCUCUACUGGCUGCUCGUCGCCUCAAUGCCUCAGAAGAAAGCGUAGAGAGCAGGUGACCCAGACUCUAAUCUGGCUCUGAUUUCAAAGUUUGUUGUGUAUAAUUUUGUGAUAUCAUCAGCCAUCGAGCUUUCAUUGGGAAUAUAAAUAAAUAUGUACAAAGUGUUAGAUUGUGAUUUUAUGUCACUGCUGCAGGGUUUUCCUUUGUGUCUCACUGAUUUGUGGUUUUAAUAAUAACUCAUGGUCCAUCAUCCUUUCAGCCUCUUUUUCUACUUGGCAAUAAACUGAACAAAACCAAGACCCCCCUCUGACAGCUGGACCCUCCGAAAGGCUCAAUCUAGCCAUCUUUGGAAGAAACUCAGUCUGUCUUCCUGAGAGAUAAAUAAACUAAGAGUCGAUGGAUGUUACUCCAACCCUGAUAUCACUUCCUGAGUCAGGACUGAGAUGUGAUCGUCUUUUAUGGAUCAGAGACCGAACUAUUCUAACUCUGUCGACCAAAACUGACCCAUCUACCAAAACUGGCCUAGAAUGAUUCAAACUUUCCACUCAAUAAUGACUGAAACAUUAUAUUUUAUCAACUCCACAAAAAAGUUGGACUUUUUGUUGACUGAAAUUUGGCUAUAACAUUUUGCCACUUCAUCAUCUUAAACUUGAGUGUUUUGAUUAUUUUGGCAAAUUAAACCAGAUUAAGAAAAUGCAACUUUAUUUGAACUUAAAUUAGACUACUAAAUUUGGACUCCUUUCAGACCAAAGUCAGUUAAUAUGUUUUGACUAGAAAAUGACUUAAAUGUUUUAAAAUGUUGUCAAUGAAAACGAGACAAUAAAGUGUGACACUUGCUGACCAAAUAAGUUGGACAAAAAUGUUUGGCGUAAAUUAGACUGCAAUAUUUUCAGACUUCAUCUAAAAUGAUUUAAUUCCUGCAUUGUCUCAAACAAGGCUAUAAAAAAUGAGCUUUUGUCAAUACAAACUCAAACAAUUUGACUUUUUGUCCACAAUAUCAGUUCUAGAUUUUGCUGCCAAAACUCGACUAUAAUGAUUCGACUUUUCGACCAUAAAAUUGUUUUAACUGUUUGUAAACUGGACCAAAACCGUUUUAAUUCCCUUCAUUAACUCAGACUAACUCAUUGUGAAUCCUUUCAAACUAAAACUAACAUUUAAUGUUUGCACUUUUAUUCACUAAAACAGGAUUAACAUAACUUUGGCCAAUACUAUAUUUAACUAUAACAUGACAUAUAUUUUGACUUUUUAACAACUUAAACUGGACUAAAAUGUUUUCAAUCUUUUUGUUAACUAAAAUUAGUCUUUUUAAUGCUUCAUUUACUGAAACUAAACUUGAAUCUUUUGUUCUUUUUUCAACUUGAACCAAAUCAAAGAAGUCUGACUGUGUGCCGAUCAAAAUCACACCACAAUGUUUUAGCUUUCAGGCAAAAAUAUGUCCAAAAUAUUUUUACAUUUCAUUGACUUUAGAUCAAAUAAUUUUGCUCACAAACAUUUUUAAUUAGACAGAAAUAUUCUGACUUAUUUUUGAUUCAGACUAGUUUAAAGUAUUUUGACUUUUUUUCCAACUGAAACUGAAAUAUUUUGAACUCUUUUAUGACAAUGUGACUAAAAUGUUUGAACUUUUGAUCAACUGAAACUGAAAUAUUUUGGCUUGUAAUCAAUCUAAAGUUGCCUAAAAGUUUUUGACUUUUUAUCAAUUAGAAUCAAAAUAUUUAGCCCUUAUAAUCAACUUAAUCUGAGGUGAAAUGUUUUCACCCAAAGACACUUUAGUUUUAACAACUUAAUUAUUGAAUUAUUUACAGCCAAGUCGUCUUUAUUCAUGCAUAAAAAAAACUUUUUCUUUAAACAUUUUGAACAAUACAACACAAAUAAAGACAGAUGUAGAUCAGACUACAUUUGCUCCACUAUAUUUAUAGAUUUCCUUUUAACUCACUAAAUCAAAUAAAGUCAUUACUGUGUACAGUAUACAGUCAGCAGUGAAACAAGUAUAUACAGCCUACAAGUGCAUCUGUGUGGCCUGCAGAUACAGCUGGUUAGAAAUCAUUAACAUACAAUAAAGCUUCACUAUUUUAGUCGGGAAAGACAAUAAAACUCCCUCACUUUGACAUGAACUCCCAAGAAUUUACUCAGCGGCACAGAAAUAGAGGAUAUUGUUGAGCUGCAAUCAAUCAUGUAUUUAACUCACACAUUAUCGAUGCUUCAAAGAGUUUCUGCAGAACUCAAAGGAACAAAUCACAGCCUGAGAAUCAGACAGGAAUCAGACAGACCCAGCAUGCAACAAACGGUCACACUGCCAGUGUGGUCAACUUUGGACUUUGGGCGAACUCAAACUUGAGUGCCUCUAAAAAGUAUUUAAUAUUUUAUGCAGAAUUCAAUAUGACUUAAUGUGUCAGUUUUAAAUGAAUGACUGUCCCGCUGGUUCUCAUGCAGCACAUGUCAUUGAUCUGCAGCCAGAGGUGAAUGUGAGGCGAUUUAAAUUCAAUAUCCUGUGACAGAAGAUUUAUACAGGAUAUCACACUUAUUAAAGACAAGGACGCAGAAGUGACAGAAGAAAAAGAGCCGGGACAGAAAACAGACCCAUGACGCCAGACCUGCAAAGAUGUGGCUCCAGAUAUUAAAGCAAUUAAUCACUGUCAGCAGAUAAAGAGUAUUUAGUCUAACAGCUGAAUGUUUGUCCUGAACACACCACAGGCUGCCUGAAGGGAAAAACUCAACAACGGCUCCCCCUGUUGGUUUUAGAGGGGAAUACAUUCAUAAGUCCCAGACAAGGCUCUGACAAAAAAAAAAAAAAAAAAAAAAAAGUCGCUUAUAUGUUUUUAGAAUCUGUUUUAUGGAAUGUAGAGCCCCCACCCUAUCCAGCAGCAACAGAGCACAGUCUGCAGUAAAUGCUUUGAAGGAAUUGUUCGUAAAAACACGUUAGCCACAAUCAGUGAUGUCCAGUGUACUUUACUGCAGAGCCUUUCUUAACUGAACAAAUGACUACAUUCAAAGACUCCUAGAUGGAUAUCCAGUUGAACCUCUUAAAUGAUAUCUCGACCAAGAUUUUCAGAAUAAAGAACAAAAACACAUUGUGUGAAAUAACCGAGGUCAGACUAUCAUGAACAUGAAAAAACAAACUGUGAGUGGCAAGGGAAGACAGUGUUUUUUUUUGUUUUUUUUUUGUUUUGUUUUUUGGACAAUCAUGGCAGCAGAUGACAAACUUUGAGGAGUGAAUGUGACUGAGAAACUUUUUUCCACCUGAAAUAACAGGAGAAGGAAGCUGUUGAUUUGGCUGAUUGAUCCUGUAAUUUCAAACAUGUUUAUAAAGUUAAAAAAUAACCAACAGGAGCAGAAAUAUGUGAAUUAAACCUUUAAAUACUGAACAAAAUCAAAGACAAGUGGAGAUAUAAGAAAGUGUGUUUAAGAUUUUUAUUCAGGUGUAAGAAGAGAAACUAAAAAGCCUUUUACUAUUAUAACUACACAUUUUCUUUUUGGGGUUCACAAUCACUUACAAGUUUAACAUGAAAUUCUCCCAUUUAGUUUGUAGCUCUUGAUAGUCUUGCCUCCUUACUGUAGUACUGGACUCUGCAGAGUAACUUUCUCUGUAACACUUAAAGCUAAAUCUUACUGAUGAUGUAAAACAAAUAGUGCUGUCCUUCAUCUUAGUUUGACCUGAAAUAACUGUGGGUUUUCUAAAGCAUUGUAAAGGGAAAAACUAAAGGUUUCACCAUCUGAAUAAACACAAAGUCCCUGAAAUUAAACGUCUGCAAAACCUCUAACCAGUGUGCUGAACCUCCAUAAGUCUUGUCCCUGUGAUACAAAUGCUGUCCUAUUUUCAUUUGGGACUUUUUCACACUUGGGAAAAGGAGGCUGUGACAAAAUCCCAUGAAGACAAUCAUGCUUCUAUAGCGAGAACAUGAAAAGACCCAAGUCAGAAAUCCAACAAACAAUCAUUUCAUCACCAGAAUCAGAGCCACUGAGGGACAGGUGAGGAAGCACCCUGUCUCCAUCUGUGUCUCUUGCACAGCAAGUAAAUCCUAAAGUCUUAUCACCUGGCGUCUUUAUUUCAGGAAACGGACACUCAUUUUGUGAUCGAUGUUCACUUUCUCCAGGGACUGAAAAGAAAUAAAAGCUUUUAAACUGAUCAUAACAUCAUUAUCAAAACACACAAAAGUUGGUUUCAUUUUUAAAAGCUUUUUAAUUCUCACAGAACACAUCCACUUUCCUCAGCACUAUCUGCUCGUUCACUCUAACUACAUUUCAGAAAAUAGAUAUCUUGUCUUUUUUUUUUUUUUUUUUGUAUCACUAUUUCUGCUCAUUUUGGUUCAUGACCCUCUUACCUUUUUAAACUCAUCGAAUGAGAUGGCGCCAUCACGAUCCAGGUCGGCCUCUUGAAUUGCUCGCUCAGCAAUGCUCUGCAGCUGCUCCUCUGUCACCUGAAUCCCCAGCAUCGCCCUCAGCACCUGACGAGUACCAGCCAAUCAUGAAUCACCUGUCUUGCCGUGUCUAAUACGUCUGAUCUUGCUUUGUGUUUAAUGUUCUAUCUUGGCUCUGCUGCUUCUUUCUGUCUUACUCUCCUCUUCACAGUCACAGAUAAAGCUGAAACCAUCACUGUUACACCUCUAUGCAGAUGACACACAGAUCUAUUUCC
Xyrichtys novacula (pearly razorfish) is the source of this 9168-nucleotide messenger RNA. Lineage: Eukaryota; Metazoa; Chordata; Actinopteri; Labriformes; Labridae. The record is from the annotation of a GenBank genome assembly.